Cyclopterus lumpus (lumpfish) is the source of this 12352-nucleotide messenger RNA. Its product is annotated as desmoplakin-like. Bases 87 to 11714 code for a protein of 3875 amino acids. Gene Ontology annotation, cellular component: intercalated disc; cytoplasm; plasma membrane. The record is from RefSeq and is a predicted model, not a curated record. Gene Ontology annotation, molecular function: structural molecule activity. The transcript is spliced from 24 exons. Gene Ontology annotation, biological process: cell-cell adhesion; intermediate filament cytoskeleton organization; wound healing. NCBI's taxonomy places the organism in Eukaryota, Metazoa, Chordata, Actinopteri, Perciformes, Cyclopteridae.
CGCAGGUGGACAGAGAGACUACCUGGCUGCUGAGUUUCGGACGGCAGAUUCCACAGAGUCGCUUUGGCUUCCGUGUCCGUGUCAGAAUGAGCAUGUACGGGUCCCAGAAGGGCCUGAACAUGAGCCGCACGGCCGGGUCCAAAGGCGACAUGAACAGAGAGGGGACCAACCAUUACGCACGAAGCGAGAUCGUGCACGGAGGCGGUAAUGGAUACGAUCCCUACUUUGACGGAUACAACACCUACAGCUUUUCUAAGUCCUCUGGAGGCGGAAUGCAAGGCGGAAUGAUGAGCGGCAUGGGAGGCGGAAUGAUGAGCGGCAUGGGAGGCGGAAUGAUGAGCGGCAUGGGAGGCGGAAUGAUGAGCGGAACGAUGAGCGGCAAGGGAGGCGGAAUGAUGAGCACUAUGGGAGAAAGAAUGUCGGACAGCAUGGGAGGCGAAAUGGCCGGCGGAAUGAGCUCGAGUUCCAUCCACCAGAAAACCACGCUGCUGCAGAACCAGUGCCAGGAGUACCUGAAGAAAGCCGAAUACGCCCUUCAGUCCGGCGGUGCCAUGGGUGAUGGAGAGCGCUACAUGAUGAUGGCGAAAGAGACCAUUGGCCAGCUGAAGAGCUGCGCGUUAGACUUGAGAAAACUGGGACAGCCCUCUGACAACGUAGUCAGGAUUGUGGAGAUCUGUAAAGACCAGCUGAAGGGGGUCCGCAUGGCCAUGAGCGGCUCCAUGCACAGGAUAAGGACCACCAGAGGUAGCUCCGGAGGAUGGGAGGAGCCUGGAAGGAGCUUCCAAGAUGCUAUGGCCUGGAUUGCACAGCAAAAGCGUCUGAUUGAAACUUCUUCUUGGGGAGACGAUGCUGCCGCCAUCGAUCAGCAGCUCAUCAGCCACCAGCAAUUUCACAACUCCAUCCAGAGGAGCGCCGAGGUGGACCGAGCCAAAGACGACCUGAUUAAGAAAGGAGAGAAGGGCAAUCUUCACGCUCUGGAUCAGGAAUGGGACAGUCUGCAGAAAAUGUCGCAUGGAAGGACCAUGCAGCUGCAAGAGCUCAAGCAGAUCAUUCAGGAUAUGUCCAAAGAGAUCAUGUGGGUGAACGAAAGGGAGGAGGAGGAGCUGAUGUUUGACUGGGGAGACAAGAACAUCGACCAGUACAUCCUUCGCAAGCAGGAGAGCUACUCGAAACUGAUGAGUGCCCUGGAGGACAAAGAGAAGGACCUGAACAAGCUGAAAACCAGAGUGGAUACCCUCCUGAAGAACAACCAUCCAGCUUCAGACAAGAUCGAGGCUUACAAGGACACUCUGCAGACUCAGUGGAGUUGGCUCCUUCAAAUCACCAAGUGCAUUGAUAUUCAUCUCAAGGAGAACGCAGCUUACAACCAGUUCUUCAAAGAGGCCAAUGAGACGUACAACAUUCUGCAAAAGGAACAUGUGGCGGUCCGUAAGAAGUUCACCUGUGACAAGAACACUUCACUGGAUAACCUAAUGGAGCUCCUCAGCGCACUGGAGAGGGAGAAGGAGAAGAUUAUGGAAAACAAGAGGCAGGUUCAACAUCUGGUCAACAUGUCCAAGAACAUCGUGAGACUGAGACCCAGAAACUCAGACGAGAAGAGCAGCAGCCCCAUCCUUGUUACAGCCUUGUGUGACUUCAAACAAGACCAGAAGGUGAUUUGUAAGGGCAAUGAGGCCAUCCUCAAGGACAACAGUCAGCGCAGUAAGUGGGACGUCACAGGCCCUGGAGGACUUGAUAUGUUGGUGCCCUCUGUGUGCCUGAUCGUACCACCUCCCAACCCAAUCAGCAUCAGCCUGGCCAAAAAGAACGAGCAGUACUACGAGGCCAUCCUGUCCAUCUGGAGUCAGCUGUACAUCAACGUUAAGAGUCUCAUCGCCUGGCAGUACUGCCUCUUGGAUAUGAACACAAUCAACUCCCUCACCGUGUCCAUGCUGUCCAGCAUGCGUCCGGAUGAAUACCGUCAACUUAUCAAGAGUCUGGAGACUCACUACGAGGAGUUCAAACGGAGCAGCCACGGCUCCCAGAUGUUUGCUGACGAGGACAAGAAAAGCAUUGAGACCCAGUUCACCGGAGCUCAGACCCACUUUGAUAAGAUCGUGGUGCAGCUGCCGACUUACAUUCAGGGACACAUGGAAGUACAGCAAGCAUCCGAGCAGCAAGCAGCUGAGGCCAGGAUGCGCGAAGAUGAGGCCAGGAGGCUGGAAGAGGAGGCUAGGAUGCGCGAAGAGGAGGCCAGGAGGCACCAAGAGGAGGCCAGGAGGCGCAAAGAGGAGGCCAGGAGGCUCGAAGAGGAGGCCAGGAGGCUCGAAGAAGAAAGACGAGUAGCGGAGCUGAAAAAAGUGAAGAAAAUUGAGAGCAAGACAGUGAAGAAGGUGAAGGCGCCCUCUAGUUCUGCCUCUCGUGUCUCCUCCUCCUCCUCCUCGUCCUCGUCCUCCCGCAGCUUAUCUGAGCUGCAUGCGCUCAGACUCAGGCUGGAGGGCGCCGAGGACACGCUGAGUCAGCACGUUCACAUCUGCUUGGGAGACGACGGGAUGCACGACUGUGGCCUCAAGAUCUCUCAGUUAGAGACGGUGCAGUAUGAUGUCCAAUCGCUGCAUGCAGAGUACUUGCGUCUGAGGGAGCGUAUCUUGAAGGAGCUGGAGACCAUGAAUGAUUCUGAUAAAGCCCAGUUCCUCCGCAGUGAGAUUGGAGUCAUUGACCAAAGACUGGGCAGUCUGGAGAGCAGCUCGUCAGCUUACAUGCAGCGGCUGCAGGCUCUAAGGGACAUGCUGGAGAGUGUGGCACGAGCUGAAGACAUAGUGAAAGUUCAUGAGGCACGACUGACAGAGAAAGAGACCACCUCUCUGUCGCACAGUGAAGUGGAGGAUUACAUGUUGACCCUAAAGAAUAUUAAAGCAGAGCUGGAUCAAAAGAAGGAUGUUAUGGCCUCCAUGGAGGCGGAGCUGGCCAAGGCCAGCCACUGGAACAGCCAGGUGGGCGGGCCCUUCCACAGGUGUGACAUGAUGCUAUCCAGAUACACUGAGCAGGUGAACCUGCUGUCAGACCGCUGGAGACGAAUCAACGGGCAGAUUGACACGAGAGUCCAGGACUUGCACCUGUAUCAGCCUCAGCUCCAGCACUACACGCAAACCAGCACCUCCCUUAUGGAUUGGAUUGAUGCCACAAAGAAAAAACAAGACGCCCUGCAGGCCACCAAGAUAGAGAGCAUCCAAGGACUGAUCGAUCAUAUUAACAAACAGAAGGUCCUGAACUCAGACAUCAAAGCGAGGAGGGAGACGGUAGACAGUGUGCUGAAGGACAAUGUGGCCUGUGUGAAUGCUAUCAAGGACUAUGAAACGGACCUGGCCUCUUACACCUCUGGUUUAGAGACUUUGCUCAACAUCCCCAUCAAAAGGACAAUGUUGAAGUCGCCGUCGAUGGAUCUUAAUCUGGAAGCUACACAACUACAGACCCGUUACAUGGAGUUGCUCACCCAUUCUGGUGACUACUACAAAUUCCUGGCAGAGCUGCUCAAAAACAUGGAGGAGCUCAAGAUUCGUAACACCAGGAUUGAGCUGUUAGAGGAAGAACUUCGACUGUUGAGGGACAACAUGCAAGACCACAAGGCCAAGAACAAAUCUCUGGAAGAUGCUGUUUCCCGUUACCGGCUGGAGUUGUCCAACUCACAGGACAUGAUGCUAUCGAUGGAGGAGGUGAAGCAAACCUCUGCGCUGCAGUGCAACGCCACCAAGGACAGUCUUAACUCCACUCAGAGCCAGCUGGCAGACCUCAAUGAUGACGUGACACGUCUCAACUACUUGCUUGAAGAAGAAAAGAGGAAGAGAAGGCUGGCAGAGGAUCGCUACACCACACAACAGGAGGAGUACGAGUCGGUGCUGAGGAAGAGGCUGAAGGAGCUGGAGACGGUCAGCUGGUCCAAGACGGAGGUGGAGAAGAGUGUGGCAAGUAAGGACUACGAGAUUGAAAAGCUGCAGCGGCAGCUGGCUGAGGAGGCAGCAAGGUUCAAGGAACUACAAAGAGAGAUGUCAAAGGUAAGGAGCCAAUUCAGUACGGAGAUCAAUAACUUAAAGCUCAGCUAUGAAUCCCAGAUCCACAUCAGCCGCACAGAUAUCCAGAGGCUGGCAGCCUGCAGGGAGGAGGGCACGGCUGAUCUCCAGCUGCAGAAGGACAGGAUGGAGGCAGAGAGAAGGAAUCUGGAGGAGGAGCUUAGGGGGCUCAGGGUGUCUUUGAACCUUGCUGAAGAACAUAGGAUAAGGGCAGAGGAAGAAGCUCACAGUCAGCGUGCUGUCAUCACAGAGGAAGGGCGCAGGAGGAGAGAACUAGAAAGUCAGGUUGAGGAGCUGUUAAGGCAGAUAGAUGAGGAAAGCAGCCAAUAUACAGAGGAGCUGGUUCAAGUCAUGAAGAGUCUGCAGGACAAGAGUGAGGAGCUGGCCUACAUUACACAUAGUCUGGAGGAGGAAACCCGCAGGAGGAGAAUUGUAGAGGAAGGGCAGAGUGUGCUUGAACAGAAUUUGGCCCAGCUGCAGGUGAAGCUGACCAGUUCAUCAAUGGCUGCUAACCAGCUAGGGGAGUGCGAGGAGGAGGUUCAGAAGAUGCGUUUGGAACUGGAGAGGGAGAGCAGGGAGCGAAGCAGAGUAGAACAGAACAUGAGCAGGUUACAGGGACGUAUGAAAGACCUUCAGUCUGUGAGAGAUGAGCUAGAGAGCCAAGGGGAGAGUCUGAGAAAGGCUAGCCAACAGGAAGCGUCCAGAAGAAGGCAGGUAGAAACAGAGCUGAAAGACAACACCAUGGCCAUGACAGACUACAUCAGCACCAUUAACACUCUACGCCUGAGCCAAGAACAUGCCAGCACGUCAGAAAAGAGAGGGGAGGAAGAGCGUCUUAGGUUGCAGGAGGAGCUGGAGACAAGCUGGAGACAAAACAAGACCUCUGCAGAGCACCAGACCCUGCUGAGCGCCAAGCUGAAGGCCCUGCACCAACAGCUCCUCCAGGAGCAGGCCAGAGGCAAAGAAGCAAAUAUCAAGAAUAAGGGCCUUUACAGAACUAUUGAGGAGAAGAGUAAGGCACUGAAUGAGAACUCUGUUGAGCUUCAAAGGCUGAAGGAGAUGACAGAAACCCAGACCAAAGAGAGGCUGAGGCUGAAGGAGGAACUAAGAGCAACACAACAUGAUAAAGAGGAACUCCUGAGAUCCAAACAGGCAAAGGAUGAUGAGCUCUCCUCCCAGAUUUCUGGUCUGGAGCGGCAGCUGCAAGCCAGUGAGAGCAGCAAUGUAGAUUACCGCAGCCUGGUCUCAGAGCUCUCAUCGGAGAGACAGAAACUCAAGCUGGAGACUGAGAAAAUACAAAAGCAGGUCACCGAGACAACCGGCUCGAUGCUAUCCAUUCAGUCCCAGUACAGUGAGAUUGUGAAUGAGAGAGAUGCUCUAUUGCUGAAACUGCAAUUGUCAGAAAAGGACAAAGAUCGCUACCAGAGGCUAGAGGAGGAACUCAGUCGCAUUACAUUGUCCAAAGACUCUGAGGUUCGCAGCAUGCAACGUCUGCAGGAGGAGAACGAGAGGGUUAAGAGAGAUUUAGAUUACUGGAAGGUACAAUAUGAUAGUAAGCAGGGCCUGAUAAGGCAACAUGACACAGACAAGGAACGUCUGGAGAGUGAAAGGAACACUUUAAAAAGUGAGAUAGAGAGGCUGAUGAGGGAACUCAGGGAGCUUGAUCAGACAUAUAAAAGUAAGCUGUCAACCAUGCAGAGAGAACUGCGAGAGGCAGCUGUUGUCAGAAAAACCAAUGAAACAGAGUUGAUGAGAGUUAGGGAGCCCCCGACCUUGGAUACCUCCACUCUGGUUUUUGACGGAGUCCGUAAGCCUGUCACUGCAAACCAGUUGCUUGACUGUGGUGUUUUGGACAAACCAACAUUCAGCCAGCUUGUGAAGGGGCACAAGACUAUCCCUGAUGUGUCUAUCGACAAAAAAGUCAGUCUGAAAGGGACAGGCCCAAUAGCUGGGGUUGUAAUUGGAGGUCUGAAAGGUCCAGGGUCUAUUACAGGACCUAUAUUCAAAAUGACUUUCACAGAAGCAAAAAAAGAGAAUCUGCUACCUCGAGAUAGCGUUGACCUGCUACUCGAUGCUCAGGCUGCCACAGGCCACAUAAUUGACCCCAGAACUAAUCAGAAGUUGACAGUUAAAGAGGCAUGUGAUCAAGGUGUGGUUGAUGAAGACGACAGAGAGAGGUUGCUAGCAGCAGAAGCCGCAGCUGUAGGAUAUCGUGAUCCUGUCACAAGCAAACCCCUUUCAGUAUUUCAGGCCAUGAAGAAAGGACUGAUUGACAAGAACACAACACUGCGUCUGCUACAAGCCCAGGAGUCUGUGGGGGGAAUUCUAGAUCCUGUACUCAGUGUGUUCCUUCCCAAAGACACAGCCAUUGAGCGUAACCUAAUUAAUGAUGACAUAUAUAGUGCUCUGAAUCGAGGACCUGAGCUCUACCUGGACCCAGAAAGUGAGGAUGGUGUAACCUAUAUCUCAAUGAAGAGGAGAUGUAAGGUAGAGCUACACACAGGUCUUCUGCUUCUUCCUAUCUCCGGGAAGGUAGACCCCUCCAAACUUGUCUUUGAUGGUGUUCGGAAACCUGUCACAGCCAAGCAGCUGCUUGAUUGUGGUGUCCUGGACAAGCCAACAUUUAUAGAUCUAGAAAAGGGGAAGCAGAAUGUCCCAGAAGUGUCUGUGGACAAAAAGCUUAAUCUGAAGGGGACUGGGCCUAUUGCUGGGGUUGAAGCUGGGAGUCAAGGCAAAAUGUCUUUGUCAGAAGCCAAGAAACAGUUGCUCCUGCCUGAAGAUAGUGCCAAUUUGCUACUGGAAGCCCAGGCUGCCACAGGUCACAUCAUUGACCCCAGAAACAACCAGAAGCUGACCGUAGAAGAGGCAUGUGCCAGAGGAGUGGUGGACAUUGGUGAUAGAGACAGAUUAUUGGCAGCUGAAGCUGCUGCUGUGGGAUACAAGGAUUCUAGCUCAGCCAAGCCUCUCUCAGUGUUUGAGGCUAUGAAAAAGGGACUAAUUGACAGGAAGACUGGGCUACGUCUGCUUCAGGCCCAGGAGUCUGUGGGGGGAAUUCUAGAUCCCAAUCUCAGUGUGUUCCUCCCCAAAGAUACAGCCAUCAAGCGCAACCUUUUGGAUGAAAACCUCCGUCUUGAUCUAAACCAGAGUCCGGAGUGUUACCGUGAUCCAGAAACUGAGCGUGAUGCCAGCUAUGACGCAUUGAAAAAAAGAUGCAAGACAGAGCCUCACACAGGUCUGCUUCUUUUGCCAAUCACAGAGAAGCUAGACCCUUCCAAAUUGAUCUUUGAUGGUGUUCGUAAGCAAGUAACAGCAAAUCAGUUGCUUGAUUGUGGGGUCCUGGACAAACCAACAUUUAACCAACUAUUGAAGGGAGAGAAAACUGUCCAAGAGGUGUCUGUGGAUCAUAAGGUAUUUCUAAAGGGGACAGGAUCAAUUGCUGGUGUGGCAGCUGGACCUUUAGGGAAAAUGUCUUUAUCAGAGGCCAAGAAACGGAUGCUUAUGCCUCCAGAAAGUGCAGAUUUACUACUGGACGCUCAGGCUGCCACAGGACACAUCAUUGAACCCACAACCAAUCAGAAGCUGACAGUAGAGGAAGCAUGUGCAAGAAGAGUGGUGGACAAUCGGGACCGAGAUAGACUCUUGGCAGCAGAAGCCGCUGCUGUGGGAUAUCGGGAUCCUAGCACAGCUAAGCCCCUCUCAGUGUUUGAGGCAAUAAAGAAGGGAUUGAUUGACAGGAAGACUGGGCUACGCCUGCUUCAGGCCCAGGAGUCUGCUGGAGGCAUUAUAGAUCCCAAUCUCAGCGUGUUCCUCCCCAAAGAUACAGCUAUCAAGCGUAACCUUUUGGAUGACGAUCUCUGUCGUGCUCUAAACCAGAGUCCUAAGUGUUACGUUGACCCUGACACUGAGCAUGACUCCAGCUAUGGGACUUUAAAGAAGAGAAGUACAACCGAGUCUCACACAGGCCUGAUACUUCUACCAAUCAAAGAGAGAAAAGACCCUUCCAAACUGAUGUUUGAUGGAAUCCGCAAGUCAGUCUCAGCGCAGCAGUUGUUUGAAUGUGGAGUCAUUGACAAGCCAACAUUAGACCAACUAGUUAAAGGGGAGAAAUCCGUUCGAGUAGUUUCUAAGGAAAAGACAGUCUAUCUUAAGGGAACUGGAGCCAUUGGUGGGGUGUUAGCUGGACAUGAAGGACAAAUGUCUUUCUCAGAAGCCAAGAAACAGUUGCUCCUGCCCUCAGAUACUGCAUAUUUGCUACUCGAAGCCCAGGCUGCCACAGGAUACAUCAUUGACCCUAAAACUAAUCAGAAGCUGACAGUAGAGGAGGCAUGUGCCAGAGGAGUCGUGGACAUUAUGGAUCGUGACAGAUUAUUGGUAGCAGAGGCUGCUGCUGUGGGCUUCAAGGAUCCUAGCUCAGCCAAGCUUCUCUCAGUGUUUGAAGCAAUGAAGAAGGGAUUAAUUGACAGGAAGACAGGGCUAUGCCUGCUUCAGGCACAGGAGUCUGUGGGAGGAAUUAUAGAUCCUAAUCUUAGCGUGUUUCUCCCCAAAGAUAUAGCUAUUAAGCGCAACCUUUUGGAUGAAAACCUCCGUCAUGCUUUGAACCAGAGCCCUGCUUGUUAUCUUGACCCAGAAACUGAGCUUGAAUCCACCUAUGGGGCUUUGCAGGAAAAAUGUACAACACAGCCUCUAGCAAGCCUACAACUUUUGCCUGUCUCUGAGAGGUUUGACCCCUCUAAACUAGUCUUUGAUGGGAUCCGUAAGACCGUCACAGCACAACAAUUGCUUGACUGUGGGGUUCUGGACAAACCAACAUUUAACCAGCUAAUGAAGGGAGAGAAAACUGUCUCAGAGGUGUCUGUUGAUAUGAAGGUUUUUCUGAUGGGGACAGGAACAAUUGCUGGUGUGGCAGCUGGACCUUUAGGGAAAAUGUCUUUUACAGAAGCCAAAAAACAGAAGGUUAUGUCCUCCGAAAGCGCUGACAUGCUACUGGAAGCUCAGGCAGCCACUGGCAACAUCAUUGACCCCAAGACUAAUCAUAAAAUGACUGUAAAGGAAGCCUGUGCCAGAGGAGUCGUGGAUAAGGAGGACGAAUCAAAGUUGUAUGCUGCUGAAGCUGCUGUUAUUGGUUACAGAGACCCAAAUACUGGUAAGCUCUUGUCAGCAGGCCAGGCUAUGAAGAAGGGAUUAAUUGACAAGGACACAGCUCUACGUAUACUUCAGGCACAAGAGUCUGUAGGGGGUAUUUUAGACCCUGCCCUCAGUAUAUUUCUACCCAAAGAUAUUGCUAUGGAUAGGGAUCUCAUCGAUGAGGACCUAUAUCAGAGCCUGACUCAGUAUCCUGAGUGUUAUCUGGACCCAGACACCCAACAAGCAACCACCUAUGUAUAUCUGAAGAAAAAAUGCAAAGUAGAUCCAAAAACAGGUCUUUUGCUUCUCCCUGAACCUAAAAAGCCAUUAACUGUCCAGGGGCUCAGGGGCCAGGUGUCGGUCAUAGAUCUAGUGGAUGCAAACCUUUUAAACCGGUCGGAUAUGGACCAACUUAGGGAGGGCAGAUUGACGAGCAACGACAUUGAAGACCGUCUGUGCUCCUACCUGAGAGGCUCCACCUGCAUAGCAGGGGUUUAUGAUGAGGCCAGUGAUAAGGUGAUGACAAUCUAUCAGGCCAUGAAAGAUGGACUGUUGCAACCUGGGACCACUCUGGAACUGCUGGAGGCCCAGGCUGCUUCAGGUUUUAUAGUUGAUCCUGUCAACAACCAUUACCUGACUGUUAGUGAUGCCUACAGUAAAAGGCUGUUUGGGCAAGAGUUUAAAGACAACCUGCUAUCAGCAGAGAAGGCUGUGACUGGCUACAAACUGCCUGGUACAGACAAGGUUAUCUCCCUCUUUCAGGCCAUAGAGAGAGGUCUGGUGGAGAAAGGUCAUGGCAUCCGUCUACUAGAGGCCCAGAUUGCCAGCGGUGGUAUAAUUGAUCCCGAACACAGCCAUCGUAUUGACGUGAAUGUAGCCUACAAGAGAGGUUACUUUGAUAAGGAAAUGAACAUGAUCCUGACAGAUCAGAAUGUUGAUACUCAGUGCUUCUUUGAUCCCAACACAGAGGAAAAACUAACUUAUCUUGAGCUUAAGAAACGAUGUAUCACAGAUAAGAAGACUGGCCUCAUACUUUUGCCUAUCACGAAAGAUCUAGAGUCGACUCUGAAGAACACUCGGAGAAAGAGGAGAGUGAUAAUUGUAGACCCAGUGACUAAUAAAGAGAUGACAGUACGUGAAGCGUAUGACAAGGGGUAUAUUGACUACGAAACCUUCCUGGAGCUGUCUGAACAGGAGUGUGAAUGGGAAGAGAUCACUAUCACUAAUCCAGAUGGUUCCACAGAAUUUCUUAUCAAUGACAGGAAGACUGGAAAACAGUAUGAUAUUACCGAGCUGCUUGAAAAGCGAGUAAUUGAUCAAUCAGAUCUAGAUAAUUACCGAUCGCAUCGGAUCACCCUUACUCAACUUGCAGAUAUCAUCGGCAACAAGUACAAGUCAACUUCAACAUCAUCAACAGCCGCAGGUACAACUUCGGUGACAUCAUCAUCAACAACUUCAAGAACAUCAGCAUCCCCUGGUACAUCUUCAGUGAAGUCAUCAUCAACGACUUCAAGAACAUCAGCAUCCCCUGGUACAUCUUCAGUGACGUCAUCAUCCACUUUAAGAACUUCAGCAGCCUCAGUUCCAUCAUCAGUGACAUCAUCAUCAUCCUCAGUCCCGCCGAGACCCUUAUCACCUACUAUUGCCAAGAUGACAACAACAAGAACGACAACUGUCACAGGGCGAAGCUCCUCAUCAAGCAGUGUAGCUCAAGACUCACCUGACUCCCUUAGGGGUAUAUCCAGUGCAUCUAUCACUCUGGCCUCUCCUGUUGAAACUGUAGGUGACCAGGAACCUGUCGGUGCCAUAUUUGACACAGACUCUAUUGAGAAAAUAUCCAUCACUGAAGCUCUGAAUCGUGGUCUGGUGGACUCCAUCACUGCUCAAAGACUGCUGGAGGCUCAGGCUUGCACAGGGGGAAUUGUUGAUCCCACAAAUGGCCAGAGACAUAGCACCCAAGAGGCCACCGACCUUGGCAUAAUAACUGUCGACAUGGCCUCGAAGCUUAUCCCUGCCCAGAAAGCCUUCUUUGGCUUUGAAAAUGUCAGAACCAGGAAGAAGAUGUCUGCUGCUCAAGCCAUUAAGGAGAUGUGGCUGCCAUAUGAGGCUGGGCAUAGGUUCCUGGAGUACCAGGUUGUAACAGGGGGCAUUUAUGACCCAGAAAUGGGCUGUAGAAUAAGCAUAGAAGAUGCUGUGAACAGGGGCUGGUUGAAUGUGAGAGCAGGCCAGAAUCUCCAAGACAUCAUGCACCACACAAAGAACCUAACUUGCCCCAAGACCAAACUUAAAAUCUCCUACAAGGAGGCUUUUGAUAAUUGUCUGGUGGAGGAAAGCAAUGGGUUGAAAAUGCUGCAGGCAUCAUCUAUGUCUUCCAACGGGAUCAGCAGUCCCUACAAUGUCUCCUCUGCCCCGGGAUCCACCACCGGCUCCAGGAGUGGCUCAAGGCGGAGCUCCCGCAGGGGCAGUGUGGACUUAAGCUUCCCCGCCUCUUCGUCAACUUCUCACUACAGUCGCACCAGCUCUACCACCUUCUCCACAAAGUAAAUCAAGAAAGAUCCUGCACAUUCAUACUCUUUUCUUACACAAAAAUUGGAAUCUGUUAAUCGUACAGUGAUUGUUGAGAAAAGAACUUAGGUGUUGAAAAUGAGGAGGAAAAUUAUAAGAUAAUGUACUUCGAACAUAAUGCUCUUAGGGCUUUUUUUUAGAUUGUAGCUUUGGUGAUGCUGUGCUUUUAGUUCAAAUGAUUGUGACAAUAAACAUCACCAAGAUCUUUUUUCGAAACUGGACUAUGAUAUUAAUGGCAGCCAUGUUAUGGUAUUAUUGAAAAUUAAGUGGAUAUUAAUAUAAUUGUUGGUUCCCUUUAGUUGGCUUAGAUAUCUUAUAGAUUUCAUAGACAUAUUACAAAUAUAUUUUUCCAAAUCAUUCUUAUAUGCUAUUUCUUUUUAAGCUUUGCAUUGGUAACAGAAUGGUUUUAUGUUUACAUUUAUUUGUCAUCUGAAAUGCCUGUUUUGUGAGGGAAGGGAUGCAGGGUUUGGUUCCAUAGAUUGGCUUAAGGACACUUUUUUUAAUAUGCUGUUAAUGUUGUUAACCAUUGUUGUUUUUUUGCUCUUUCACACUUCCGGUUUUGUAACAGUUCAAUAAUCAAUAUCUCAAAAUAAAAAAGAUUCAGUCUUUUUCUCAUA